Ilyonectria robusta is the source of this 979-nucleotide messenger RNA. RefSeq lists its product as uncharacterized. The transcript has 3 exons. The record is from RefSeq and is a predicted model, not a curated record. NCBI's taxonomy places the organism in Eukaryota, Fungi, Ascomycota, Sordariomycetes, Hypocreales, Nectriaceae. The coding region runs from base 1 to 717 and encodes 238 amino acids.
AUGGAGGAUGGCACUGAUGACGAUGAGGUCAGAAGGACGACAGGCUGGGGUCAACAAGAUCUGGGAUCUACAGGGGAAGACGAGAUAGGCGUCAAGCAUUUGCUUAGUGGAGGCGCGAAGCAUCGGGCGGCCAGCUCGGAAGCUCGACACUAUGGAUCUGCAGGCGCCUACUCUAUCUCACACGCCAGCGGCGGCUGUGCAUCCGCCGUACCCGUUUUAGCUGUCUCAUCCUGGCCUGGGUUGUCUAAUAAUAACAGCGGUUUGUCUCUCUGUGUCUCCGUCUCGCUGUCAGAGUCCGUCUCACAGAACCCGCGACGCCCAUCUCGAAACACCGUCAUCCGUCAUCCGCCAUCCGUCAUUCGAGAGCACAGCGUCAACAGCAGCGGGCGUUUCGCCAAGCAGAAACGCUACGGAUACGGAGCUCAGCUAUCCACCCACACACCCCCUGCGCCUCGAUUGAGGGACCGACCGGCUGGGCCUUUCGAGGCGUGGUCGCUGGCCGCGCGUCGAAUGGAAUCACAAGAACCAAAGGAUUUCCGCCCAAGGUGGAGAACGACGUGGAGGAACGAGGGAACACGGCGCUCUCGACCCAUGAAGGCCCACGCCCAGUCUGUCUGCGGGCUUGGCACCUGUGUCAAGUCCUGCGAUCCCUGUGCGGCUGGCUGCGACUACGGCGGAGAAGAGGCUCCAUCUCGUCGUACCGCUGGGUUGCGCUGAAGGAAUAAUUAAUAAACCAACGUGCACCGCCGGGGACACCAGCAUGUAGAGGGCUUUGUCCUUCUCUGCUCUUUUCCUUUUUCUUUCUUUUCUCGCCUUGCCGUGCUAGAUCCGCGGAACUGUCGGAUCUUGCAACUGCCGCCGUCUUGCGACGCCUCACGAGCGCCUCCUCUGACACCCACUCGGCCUUGCUGUGCCGAACGAAGCUCCGUUGACGUCGGCUGGUGACGCACGCCCGAGGCGCCUCGAUUGCCGGUCUUGC